Molecule: messenger RNA, 517 nt
Organism: Anneissia japonica
Lineage: Eukaryota; Metazoa; Echinodermata; Crinoidea; Comatulida; Comatulidae
Product: arrestin domain-containing protein 3-like
Exons: 4
Biological process (GO): protein transport
Cellular component (GO): cytoplasm
Source: RefSeq, a predicted model, not a curated record
UUCUUUAUGUAAUUUGUUUCAGAUAAAAAUCAUGAAGUUGCAGCUAUUUCAAAUUAUCCUGGAUCAAACGCAAGCUGUGUAUGCACCAGGAAACGUGGUUUCAGGGCAUGUUGAUAUCGCCGUUGAGAAGGAUGUAAAUCUUCGUUUGUGCGAAAUACAUUUUAAAGGCUUGGCUAAUGUUCAUUGGAGUGAACAACACUCAUCUGGAAGCGGUAAAAAUCAUCACACACAUACAGUGCACUAUCGGGCCAAUGAAGAUUACUUUAACGUCCAGCAGCAACUUCCUGUUAAAGGUGCCAAUAAUGAAGUAGUGUUGAGUGCAGGACACCAUUGCUUUCCAUUCAGUUUCCAGCUGCCUCAUUCGAACUUACCAACAACGUUUGAGGGCGCCCACGGAUGGGUGCGUUAUUACCUGGAGGCAGUGCUUGAUGAAACUUGGUGGAAAUUUAACAAACGCUGUAAAGUAGGAAUUACUGUCAUCAGUCCAGUAGACUGUAAUGCUAAUCCAGUUUUACUA